Candoia aspera is the source of this 1185-nucleotide messenger RNA. RefSeq names its product lysosomal acid lipase/cholesteryl ester hydrolase-like. Lineage: Eukaryota; Metazoa; Chordata; Lepidosauria; Squamata; Candoiidae. Gene Ontology annotation, biological process: lipid metabolic process. The record is from RefSeq and is a predicted model, not a curated record. Gene Ontology annotation, molecular function: hydrolase activity, acting on ester bonds. The coding region runs from base 1 to 1185 and encodes 394 amino acids. The transcript has 9 exons.
AUGUGGCUUUUUAUGGCAGUAGUGUGCUUAAUUCAACAGACCACAGAGUUGGAAGAAUUCCUACAGAAGAGACAUAUGAAUCCUCAAACAUUUAUGACUGUUAGUGAAAUAAUCCAGUACUGGGGAUAUCCCAGUGAAGAGCAUGAAAUUAUGACAGAUGAUGGUUAUUACUUGAUUGCAAAUAGAAUUCCUUAUGGAAUGCAUACUUCUAGGAAGACUGGACCAAAUCCAGUUGUGUUACUUGUACCUGGUUUAUUUUGUGAAGGAAGAUCCUGGAUUGCAAAUCUUCCCAACAAUAGUCUGGGAUUUGUGCUAGCAGAUGCUGGCUAUGAUGUCUGGAUUAUCAAUAACCGAGGGACCACUUGGUCCAGAAGACACAGGAGCUUGACAAUAGGCCAAGAAGAAUUUUGGGAUUUUAGUUUUCAUGAAAUGGCUAUACAUGAUAUUCCAGCAACAAUCAACUUUAUCCUGCAGAAAACCCAGCAGAAAGGUUUAUAUUAUAUUGGCUUUUCUCAAGGAGGGACAAUUGGUUUUACUGCUUUUUCACUCAUGCCACAGCUGAUCCCCCAAAUCAAACUCCUUAUGUGUUUUGCCCCUACCUACACAUUAAAAGACAGUUGGAAUCUUUCGGUAAUCUCUCAAUUAUCAUCUAAGGAAUUCAUUCAAAUUAUUUGGGGAAAGAAAGAGCUUUGCUUGGUUAGUUACAAGCAGAAGAUACUGAAUGCCAAGCUAUGUAGUUUUGCAGUAGUGGACAAGCUCUGUCUCCUGUUGUUUUCUUAUACUACAGGAUAUAAACAGAAGAACUUAAAUGUGAGUCGAGCAGAUGUAUAUCUUGGGAUAUUUCCUGACUAUACUUCUGUAAAAACAGUGAUCCAUUGGUUGCAGAUUGCAAAAUCAAAUGAAUUUAAAUAUUUUGAUUAUGGAAGUAAGAAUAAAGCUGUAUACAAUAUGACAUCCCCUCCAUUUUACAGAAUAGAAGACAUGGUUGUGCCAACAGCUGUGUGGAAUGCUGGACACGACCAGGUGGUAACUCGGACUGACAUAAGACUGCUGCUUCCUCGAAUUAAAAAUUUAGUGUUCCAUAAGGAAAUUCCCGACUGGAAACAUCUAGAUUUUAUUGUUGGUCUUGAUGCCCCAGAGCAACUCUACCCUGAAAUAUUGGAUUUGAUGCAGAAGUAUAAAUAA